Messenger RNA from Prorocentrum cordatum, 872 nucleotides. NCBI's taxonomy places the organism in Eukaryota, Dinophyceae, Prorocentrales, Prorocentraceae. The record is from the annotation of a GenBank genome assembly.
GAGCCCAUGAGGAGUUCCGAGUUCUUCGUGACUGUGCUGGUGAGAGUGCCACAGUCGCUCCGCUCGACUUUGAUAAUAUCAACGGCUCCUCGCUCCCAGACGAAGGGUUCAAGCCGGUGCCGCUUGACGCGCUGGGAGGCGGUGCUGGCCGUGAGAUAGUCGAGAUGCUGUCCCAGUCCGAGGGUCGGGCUCGCGUCGAGUUCGAGGGCCCGCGGAAGCUGUGCACCGACCCGGCGCUGCGGCCCCCCAAGCUGAAUGUCCAGCUGCUGCGGAUACUCGAGCGUCGGGACCUCAUCGGCUACAGCGCAGACAGGUCGCGCAACGUGGGCGUCUGCUUCAUUUUCAAGAAGUCAGGGAAGCUGCGGCGCAUCCUGGACGGCAAGCCCAUCGCGGUAGCGGAGGUCGACCUGGCGGACGCCUUCUACACGAUGCUGCUCCCGCCAAAGAUUCGACGAUACUUUGCGGUGCCUGGGCGUCGAGCUGGCCUGCUGGGGCUCGACCGCGCCACUGGCGGGCGCCAGCUCAGCGGGACAGACAUGGCCAUGCUGGAGGCGACCGCCCUGCGCGCGCUGCAGCUCACCGCCUCGAACAGUUUUGUUGACCGACGGCCCGUGCCUCAGGUUACCCAUGGGGCAGCGCACACAGCGCGCGUGGACAACGCGCUCAGUUUGUCGACGGACCAGGAAGUCGCUCGUGCUGCCGCCCGGGAUGCGGGCGCCCAGCUCAAGGCCGCGGGCCUGCCGACCCACGGUGGGGAGUGCAGCUUCGGGGCCGCGGCGCUGGGCUGGCAGUUCGGUGAGAAGUUCCCGAUCAUCGGCUUGAGCCCUGCGCUGCGCGCGGGCAAGAGCAGGCCUCCAAGGUUGAGGCCGCCA